This is a messenger RNA of Folsomia candida, 4304 nucleotides long. Its product is annotated as rabphilin-3A. NCBI's taxonomy places the organism in Eukaryota, Metazoa, Arthropoda, Collembola, Entomobryomorpha, Isotomidae. Gene Ontology annotation, biological process: intracellular protein transport. The coding region runs from base 1439 to 3856 and encodes 805 amino acids. Gene Ontology annotation, molecular function: small GTPase binding. The record is from RefSeq and is a predicted model, not a curated record. The transcript has 13 exons.
AAUUUCUGGGAAAUUGAAAUUGGCAAACUUUUCAAGAGCUAAUUGCAACCGUUAUCUCGAGAAAGUUAAAGUGAAUUUCCGCCUCCAGAAAAUAAGGUCCAGGUCACUCCGAUGAUAUUAUUUAAGCGAGUUGGAAGGUUUCUCGAAUAAUGACCAAUUAAGUAAGUUGUCUCGUAAUUUGACACCCGGAUCGUAAUUGAUACUCGUUUUUGGGAAACAUUGUCUACACAUUUUGGCAUGCCCUUGAUGAGACUCGGACUGUAAUGCAAUCACUCAAACAUGUAUGUGACCUUGAUUCCGAUUUUCUGAUGACCAACCAACCAGCAUAUACGUACACAAGUCCAAAAACAAGUACGAUUAGAUGUAGAUUAAUUAAUUCUGAGAAUGUCGGGGGAAAUUGGACAUAAAAUCCCAUUAAUCUAUUCCAUUAGAGUCUCAAACAUGCCCAAAAACAGGCUUUCGUUUCGGGUGAAAGUAACACCACUUGCAAGAAAUAAUGGCAAGCAAGUAGUUUUUUGCUGGUAUUUUGACCUGCAAAAAAUGCAAGGCGCAAGAAAUGAGGCCGCGCCGCUAUACACAUGGCGCACAUUUUGCGCUUCUAACUUCCAAGAAAUGUAGCAGACCCGCAAAAAACGAAACACAUACAGGGAUUCAAAACCCCAAGAAACUUUCCAUGUUUAAAAUAAAAUCCGGAAUUAAUACGAUGCAAACAUGUAAUACGACCCAUCGUUUACAAAGUGAAAGCAGUGAAAAGUUAAAAGUUAAAAAAAGUCUCAAAACUGUCCAAGUUACAAGAAUGAAAAUGUGUGCCUUUUUCCCUCCGAGUUUGAGACCAGAGUUACUGGACUGGAUCAGAGUUAAAAAUGAGCCCAGCGAGACGAGGUUUCAGUCGGUGGCAGGAAAUCGGGCGAUGCGGGUCGACACGAAACUUUCUCCUCAAACUCUCAUCCAACCAACUUUCGUGGUGAGCAACUGACUGACAUGGACCUCGAGAUCCGCUACGAAUCGUAUCGCUAAACCCACUCCUCGCAGAACCAGAUCCCGUCGCGAGUAAAUAAUACGGUUUACUCUACGAGAAUGUUUUACGUUUUAUUAUUAAACUCAAAUUUCGAACCUUGCCAAGUUUUUCGGGGUAUAAACCUUUCUUCUUGCCAAAAUAAAGUAUCGUCGAAUAAGUGAAAUUAAGUGAAAAUAACAAUUAUUUACCAUGAUAAGAAUCAGUGCGCAAGAAAAAAAUGUUCUGAGAACGAGUAACGUGACCCUGAUGCUACAAAAACCACGACAUAAAAACUAUGCAGAAAGUACCCGGGCGAAAAAACCUUGAACCGAUAAACACAAUUAUUUCCACAGACUGCACAAAUCUGGAGGACAAAAUUUUGGGGAAAAUAAUUUAUUUUUAGUUUGGGUGAAAGUAUAUCAAGUUUCUGCAUGCCGUUGCAUGAAAUGGACUUCUCUUCUUCUUCCACGCGUCGAAAUGGACAACUCGCGGACACGAUUCCCACGAGAUUUUCAUCCUCCUUCUCCCAGUGGAAAUAGCUCCAGGUUUACUCCGGCGACAAGCAAAAUGUCCUCGUCCUCGUCGUCCCCGUCUCACUCGGAUUUUGGGCUGAGAGGCCCCAAGACGCCCUGGGUGUGUCCCAACGACAGGCAGCUCGCCCUCAGAGCUAAGCUGCGGACCGGUUGGUCAGUGAAGACGAGUCAGUUCAACACGUACCCGAAGCCGCAACCGUUGACGGAAUCGGAACAGCAGAUGAUCAUUUCUGUCGUGAAGAAGGCGGAAGAGUUGGAUCUCAAUGAGCAGAAGAGGGUCGGGAAGUUGGUGGACCGUUUGGAGUCCUUGAAGAGGUUGGCGAGCGGGAAUGGUGUCACGGAGUGCAUCCUGUGCGGAGACUCGUUCGGCCUCUCCGUCUUCGGCAGGUCCAACUAUCGAUGCUUCGACUGCAAAAAGGCCGUCUGCCGGAAAUGCGUGGUUGAGUUAUCCACUUCUUGCGGUAUCGGUAAUGCCGGUGGUGGAAGUCCAGGUCCAGGUUCUUCAAAAGACGGGAUGGUUCGCCUGUGCAAAAUUUGUUCGGAGAAUCGAGAACUGAUCAAGCGAAGUGGAGCUUGGUUUUACAAGGGCGUUCCAAAGUACAUCCUCCCCGAGAAGAAGAACCACAUGUACCGAAACAACUACGAGAUGUCGUCCUCCUCCUCCACGAUGGCGAACUCGGGGGACGAGCAACGCUACAUGUCCCGCUACCUGAACUCGUACCAUGCCAUCAACAACUCGACCGGAAGUACGAACGCUACCACGACGAGCAGCAGCAGUGCGGGUAGUGGUAGCAGUAAAAGAAUGGGCGUCCUCUGGUCACGCAGUCUUCGGUCGCAGUCCGAAUGUGAGAAUGACUCCUCCUCGGGAGAUGAGACGAUCAAAGGGCAGAAUGAAACCGGGGGUCGAGUUCCUUCCAGCAGUAGCAAAUUUACAUUUCGGCGAUUCAACAAUUCCACGGAUAAACUUGGCGGAGGUGGUGGUGGUGGCGGUGGAUCUACGAAUUCAGCCUCCACCCCGUCCCCCUCGCCCCUUUUGGGAUCGAAUAAUGGGUCGAAAUCCCCCUCGCAAAAGUUCCACCCAAGUCCAGGGAGUGGAAAUGGGAACGGCGGUGGGAAUGGUGGUGGUGAUCUCCUCUUUGAAAAUGCGUCCGACGCCUCGACCUCGAACAGUGAUGGCGGCGGUGGCGGUGACAGUGGCGGACGUCAAAGAAAUCGCUGCUCCUCGUUUUCCGAACGAUUCCUUGCGACGGACCCGAUCCCAUUUUCUUCCUCCUCCUGCUCAACUAAUCAAAUGGAUCAAACGACGACAGGUUGUGACAAUACGUCUCCACGGUCAUUUACCGAAUCUGGGACGGGGUGUGCUUUAAUAAAUAAUGGGGGUGGAAACGGUGGUGAAGUCAUGAGCAGCCAAAGUGACCCUGAAGGUCAAGGUAUUUACGGAAGUUUGCAGAUUACUCUCUUGUACGAUGAUACUCAUCAAGCUUUGCACUGCACGGUGCAUGAUGCAAAGGGCCUCACCCCGAUGGACAUUGACGACUUGGCGGAUGCAUAUUGCCUCCUGAAAUUGAUUCCUGCCCGAUUCCAGGGAGGACACCAUCGAACGAAAACGGUUCAUAAAACGCUCAACCCAAUAUUUAAUGAGACUGUUACGUUCUACGGCCUUCCCCUCAACCAGUUGGCGUGGCAAACCUUACAAAUUAAUGUCAUUGACGAUGACAGAUGGGCGAGAGAUUGUUUGGGAUUUGCUUCAAUCCCUCUGCACCGAAUUAGGCCUCAGCAGACCCGCUCCUUCAACCUUCUUCUGGAGAGUGGAAAACUGAUCUCGACCGAGGACAAGGAGUGGGGACGACUGCUCUUGUCGCUGAGCUACCUCAGUGAGAAAAACACCCUCUGCGUGGGCCUCGUCCAGGCGACGGACCUUCCCACGUGGCGGAAUCUCAAUAGUUCCUCCUCCCCCCGUGGCAGUGGUGGCGGCAGUGACCCCUUCGUCAAAGUAAGGCUUGUUCAUGACACGAAUCUCGGCCAAGUUUCGGCCUCCUUCAACCCGUCGAGUCGCAAGUACAAGGCAGCCGUCAAGUGGUCACACCCCGACCAUCUUUUGGACGACUUUAACUUCAAAGUCUCUAUCCUGGACCUGCCUCGUUUGGCCCUCGUCAUCUCAAUGUGGGACGGGAAACAGGGCGAGUACUUGGGUGGUCUCGUCCUGAGUUACUCGUCGAAAGGUGACCGCCUCAAACACUGGUCGGACAUGCUGCACCUACCCAACACGAAGCACACCCAGUGGCACGCCCUCAGCCCCCUCCAAAUCCCAGCCGCCGCCAUGUGAAUGAGGAAUGGAUGGAAAUUAAAACCAAAUGUGAUAAGUACAACGGAGAGAAGAAACAGAUUGGAUACCUGAUAUUAAUUCGAUAGAGAUGACCCUUGACCUCCCAUAAUAAUUCGUGAUAUGAUUCUGUAUUAUUAUACUCGCUCGAGAAAUUAAAUAGUUUUACUCAAAACUUAUGUAAAUUGACCCUUGACUUGGAGGGAAGAAGACAUCAAUUUAAUUCUUACGUACAUAAAAAAGGACGAUAAAAAAGUGUAAUUGUUAUAAAUGUAUGUAUUCCGUUCGUGGAGACAUUCAGUAUUUUUUGCUUAACUUCUUGAAUUCCACUUGUAUGCCUGAGUAAAAAAAACAGAUUAUCUGGAAACGUCGACUUGUUUGUCGUUCGAUGAGAGAGAGAAAGACAGAAUAUUACAUAAUGAAUAAAUAAAAUAAAUAUUGAUGCUGAUUA